UCAAUUGAAAAACUACAUUCACAACUUUUGCUAGUGAUCACAAAAUGCGUACGCAGUCCACCACCAUUGCCAUCCUCUAUAAAUACCGCCUCGAAGAUCAACUCUCUCAUAGCGAAAAACCAAUGUGUCCUCUCAUUCAUCACAAUAUCCCACAUUUGUCCUAGACCUCCAAUUUCAUACACACACACACAUAUAUAUAUAUAGUACUCUAGGUGUACUUGAGUACUUUUUGGUGGUAUAAUUGAAAUUGAUAUAUUUGUUAUACAAUUACUGUUUUAGUGGAAUAUGGAUAGGGUAACGAGAAUGGUGCGAGAGAGGCCACUGGUGGUCUUCAGUAAGAGCACUUGUUGCAUGUGUCACGCCCUGAAAACCCUAUUUAGGGAUUUUGGUGUGGACACUGCUGUCCACGAGCUGGAUGAAAUACCGAGAGGGCGGGAAAUCGAGCAGGCUCUGAUGAGGCAGCUGGGUUGUAACCCUGCCGUGCCGGCGGUGUUCAUUGGUGGUGAACUGGUGGGAGGGACUAAUGAGGUCAUGAGCCUUCACCUCAAUCGCUCCUUAAUCCCAAUGCUUAAGAGAGCAGGAGCGAUAUGGGUUUGAUGUUAAUUAUAUAUAUAUAUAUAUGUAACUUCAUUUCCUACAAAUAAAACGGUGUUUAAAUUAGUUACAUAAAAGUGAGAUUAAGUGCUGGUACUUUCACUGGCAUAUAUAGAGAGCAUGAUGUAGUCUGUGAUAAAUAAUGUGUGCUGAUAAUAAAGAUCAGUUUACAGUAAUUAUGAAUUUCUUGUCUUUCAGAACUCUUUCACACAGCAAAUAAAUUAAUGUUGGAAACAA
Molecule: messenger RNA, 831 nt
Organism: Cornus florida
Lineage: Eukaryota; Viridiplantae; Streptophyta; Magnoliopsida; Cornales; Cornaceae
Product: monothiol glutaredoxin-S2-like
Exons: 1
Coding region: 286-597 (103 amino acids)
Source: RefSeq, a predicted model, not a curated record